Molecule: messenger RNA, 2658 nt
Organism: Stegodyphus dumicola
Lineage: Eukaryota; Metazoa; Arthropoda; Arachnida; Araneae; Eresidae
Cellular component (GO): Golgi apparatus
Molecular function (GO): protein binding
Source: RefSeq, a predicted model, not a curated record
UGAGGUGUCCAUAUCUGUGGUUUCACUGCAGCAUGAGUGUCGUGCACGUUUUCUGUGCAGUGACCCGCGAGAAAGUGCACGGUACAUUUUUCUUCGAACAAUGCAGAGUGUUUGGGAGGAAUUAAAAUGUCGAGGCAACCGUCCACCCUGUCUUCAGGAGCACAGUAUGGUUUGUUGGAAAAACACCAUUUACGUGUUUGGAGGUGAAAUUGGCUUUGCAUCGACUGGAGAAACACCGUUGUGGAUUUUGGAUCUCAAUUCUCAAACGUGGAAGAAGCAUCAUGUUCGUGGUUCAGCUGUUCAUCAGCCAUCUGGACGCAGAGGACACUCAGCUGUCGUUUUCGACGGGGCUAUGCAUGUUUUCGGUGGAUAUCAAGAUUUGCGCGGCUCAUCUUCCGAACUCUGGAUGUUUGAUUUAGGUGCAGAAAGGUGGAGCUUGAUUCGAACACCAAGCUACUUUGCACAACCACCACCCAGGCACAAUCAUUCUUGUGUAAUUCAUGAUGAUGCCAUGUGGGUUUAUGGAGGACUUGCAGAUCUGCAACCAAGGGGAGACUUUUGGAAAUGGGAUUUCAUAUCUCAUCAGUGGUCAAGAGUCAAAACACAAAGGGGUCCAGGAGAGUUGCAUGGUCAUGCUGCAGUAAAAGGUCUGGCAUAUAUGUACAUAUUUGGCGGAGAGAGAUGUGGCAUAGCUAUCAAUGAAUUAUGGAGGUUUCACUUUGGGACAGAGACUUGGGAAAAGAUUAAUGCUGAAGGGAUAAUACCUCCUCCUCGAAUGCAUCACAUUGCUGUACCAAAUCCAGCUUUGAACAACUGGGAAGCAAGAGUUCAUGCUUGGGGAGAUUCCACAGUGUCCAGUGAGAAUGGGCCAAACAGAACAAAUCCACCCAAAUCUAUCUCCAUGUGUUUUGGGCAAACUAAUGCUGAAUCAGAAGGCAAGAAGUACUUCAAAUUUCGGGUCCAUCCAGUUUCAAGAUUUUGCAGUAAAAAUACUAGUUCUGAUGAAGAUGAUGAUGAGGAAUAUACUGCCAGUUACAACCAAAGCUCCGCCCAAUUAAACCUCAGGACACUACGUGAUAAAUUUCAUAGUAGUCGCCUGGUCCGCAGUAUAUCAAGUGGAAGUUACUCCAUCCUACAUAAUCAGUCAGCUAAUGAAGCACGUAAAGAUGAAUUAGAAAAAUUAGUUGAAGAGAGUACACCACACCAACAACAUCGGCCUCGUUUAAAAAUACAGAAAUCUCAAAGUUCAGAAGCUGUACUUGAAUCAGAUGGUGAAGCAACACCUCAACAUAAACAACAUGCUAAGCCCAAUCGUCCAGGUACUAUUACUGACUCGCCUCCACUGUGGGUUGAAAAUCCCAAUACUCUACUUAGAUCUUCUUGGUCUGAAAGUACAUUUCAGCAUAGUCGACAUUCCAUGUCUGCAAGUUCUAGCAGGAUCAAUGGUGGUGAGCAUCAUAGUACUUGUACAACUCCUACAACGAGAAUUGGAAGACUGGCCUUUGAUGGUCCACUUUCAACAGUGCGAGAUGUAAUUGAGGAGAACAGUGAAAAUGCAGAUGAACCAAACAUGAUAAUUAGUACAGAGCAAAAUGAAAUGAUUAGUUCAACAGGUAACAAGAAAGAUAAUACGGCAAUAUUAGUAGAUUUGAACAUGCCAAAUGAGAAUCUCCCUUCUCAAAACAAUCAUUUUAAAUCUAGUCACACCAUUUCUGAUUUUGCUUCUCAAGCAUUCUCUCCAUGCACAGAAAAUCACGAGCUUCCACAUUCAGUUUCACAUAGCUCUGGUUACCAUUCAUUUACAGAAGAUGAAAAUAACUUUGAGUGCCAUAGAGAGUUUGCUGGAUGUCUGAAUACAUCUGCAACUCGUAAGCAUCUACCUAGAUGCAGAGACUUAGAACUGAAGACUUUUUCGCCAAAUGAGUCACAGAAUGGAUUGGGGUGUAAUGGUGAUAUUAUUCUUCCUCCACCUCCAGUAAGUAUGGAAAGGGCACGCUCUCUUGAUCGAGCAUCUCAGAGAAAACUUGUUAGAAGCUAUCCUUCUGGAGGAAGCAUAACUCCAACUGUUUUGAUGUCAACAAGCGUAGUAGAAGAUAGUUUUGUAUCUCGUACUAAUCAAAGAGUUGCACGGGUUGACAUGCUGAGUGUUCCUAGGAAAAGGGAAUCUGUAGAAUCUCCUAAUCGACAUUGGUCUCUGAGCCCUGCUAGACCAAAGUAUGAGCAACAUGACUGGCAGCUAUGUUUUUACAUGUUUGGAGGAAGAGAACAGAGUGCACCAGGUGUGUAUCGGCAACCUAUUUCUAUAUGGAAACUCUAUGUAUGAUUUCUUUUUUUAAAUUUAGUCUUUUGUAUUUUUGUCAGAUCGUGCAAUAUGUUUUGCUUUAUUUUUCAUGACCAUGGAAUUGUAAAUACAUUUUAUGUUCAUGUUUAUAAAAUAGAAAUUAGUAGUAUUUGGAAAUUUAAAAUAUGCAUGUAAUUUAUGAUAAAAUGCAAUUUUUACUGUUAUAAGUCCAUGUGAAAUUUGUGAUAAUGAGUAAUUUUGUAGUGCAUAAAUCUUUGCAUACAUAUAUUAUAUAUAUAUAUAUAUAAUAUAUACAAGGGUUAAUUUAUUAUGUGUUACUGUAGCAACUGUCUUUAGCUUAAAUAAAAUCUUUGUCA